AUGUCUCUCACAGACCCGACCCCAGAAGAAGCUCUUCAACUAUUCCAAUCGAUCGAAUCAUCCUUCCCUUCGAAGACACUCGGCGACGACAAAUGGUACAUUCUCGCUCUCGCUUCCAUCACAGCAGGCGGACAUUCCGAGUUUGCCGUCAAUCUCUACCAGUACCUCAUCUCGAAGCCAGAAUACAGCACGCCUGAGCAGCGUCAGGCUUUGAUGAGAAGGAUGAGAGAGGCAUUGAUGAAGCUUGUCAGCGUGGUGGGUGUGCCGAAGCCGCUGGAGGCGAUAUUUCAAAUUGCCGGUGUGGAGAGGGAAGAGGAUCGAGAUUACAGUUUUUUGAGGCAAAAUUGGCAAAACGGUCCCGAAAACCUCAAACGCGGCAUGGACUGGCUCUCUCAGAUCUAUCGCCAAAAUCACGCAGCCACUGCGAACACCCUAGCCUGCCACAAAGGCUUUGACUGGCUGAGCCGAGAGAUCACGUACGGUCUCUCCCUCUCCAACCAGACCAUUCUCGGACCCAUCGAGACCGAACUUGUGGUGCUUAGUGGCAUUAUGAUGCAGAAUCUGCCUCGUGAGACGGGGUGGCAUUUGAGGGGUACUAGGAGGAUUGGCGUAAGCAUGGAAGACGUGGAAACGAUUCAGCAGCAAAUCGAGAAAGUCGCGAAGUUCUGUGGCUUGACUUUGAACAAAGUGCCGAGGGUGAAGGAUAUCGAGCAUGAGGUUCCUUUCGAACCUGGGACACAGGCUGCUUGA
This is a messenger RNA of Fulvia fulva, 750 nucleotides long. RefSeq lists its product as uncharacterized. The record is from RefSeq and is a predicted model, not a curated record. NCBI's taxonomy places the organism in Eukaryota, Fungi, Ascomycota, Dothideomycetes, Mycosphaerellales, Mycosphaerellaceae. The transcript has 3 exons. Bases 1 to 750 code for a protein of 249 amino acids.